UAGUUUUGACUUGUUCAAUGUUACUUUUGUCUGCGAUUCAAGUUGGAAACGUCUUUGAUUUUUCUUCUAUCUGUUGAAUUUUGUUCUUCCGGAGUGUUUUCUUCGAUUGAAAUUUCCGUAAACCUAUUCUUGGUGUUCGUCCUGAUUCUUGUGGUUUAUCGGUGAAUUGGAUCUAUUUUAAUGUGCGUUCUGCUUCGAUUUUGUUGUUGGUUUUGUGUUUGUUGAUUUUCUUGUUUUGGAUUUGGUGGAGAGUGAGGAGAUCUACUGAUUAGUGUGUUCAUUCUCAAUCUCUGCAUUUAGUACUGCGGAGCAUCAAGAUCAAGCACUUCUGUUUCUUUCUUUUGAAUGAAGAUUGAGGACUUGAAGUGCUGACUAAAAACAACUCCAUAGAUUAUAAUGUCUUCCCCGGGCAAGAUUCAUCACAAGGCCACUCUUGAUGCUGCCUCAUGGAUGUUUAAUGUCGUCACGUCCGUAGGGAUAAUUAUCAUCAAUAAAGCAUUGAUGGCCACAUAUGGAUUCAGCUUUGCUACAACUUUAACUGGCCUACAUUUCGCCACAACGUCCUUGCUGACUUUUAUUCUUAAGCAACUUGGUUAUAUUCAAGAUUCUCACUUACCAUUCCUUGACAUUCUUAAAUUUGUUAUAUUUGCUAACUUCUCCAUUGUGGGAAUGAAUGUGAGCUUAAUGUGGAAUUCUGUUGGGUUCUAUCAGAUUGCAAAGUUGAGCAUGAUCCCCGUAUCUUGUUUUCUAGAAGUUGUUUUGGAUAAGGUGCAAUACUCAAGGGACACAAAGCUUAGCAUACUGUUAGUUCUACUUGGUGUUGGAGUUUGUACUGUCACUGAUGUUAGUGUCAACAUGAAAGGUUUUGUGGCUGCCGUAGUGGCGGUAUGGAGCACUGCCUUGCAGCAGUAUUAUGUACAUCACCUCCAGCGAAAAUAUUCUCUUGGAUCAUUCAACUUAUUGGGUCAUACCGCUCCAGUGCAGGCUGCAUCUUUGCUGUUAGUCGGGCCCUUUUCAGACUAUUGGUUGACUGGAAAGAGAGUCGAUGCCUAUGGUUACACUUUUAUGUCCUUGACGUUCUUAAUCCUUUCAUGUACCAUUGCGGUAGGGACAAAUCUCAGCCAGUUCAUAUGCAUUGGUAGGUUCACUGCUGUGACAUUCCAAGUGCUCGGCCAUAUGAAGACUAUUUUAGUCUUGACGUUAGGAUUCAUUUUCUUUGGGAAAGAGGGCCUCAACUUACAAGUAAUUAUAGGUAUGGCCAUCGCAAUUCUUGGAAUGAUCUGGUAUGGAAAUGCCUCAUCUAAGCCAGGAGGGAAGGAGCGUCGUAGUUUUUCCUCAACAAGUAGCAAAGCAUUAAAGCACACUGGAUCAGAAUCUUCCGAUCUUGAUGAAAAGAUCUAGAGCUGAGUAGAUUUUGUAGUUUUUAUUUUUUCCCCAAUAAUGGCCAUUGAUGAAAAAAUAAAAGGGAAAUGAUAUAGAGACUAGAGAGAGAAAAGGAAAUGAUAUUGACUUCAGUAUAUUCCAGGAGAUUCUUGACACAUAAUUGGCAGGGCCCCUCACCUAUUUUAGUUCAUUAUAGCUUUUUUUUAGUUCUCUUUCUUUCUUUUAUUCACAUGAAAAAGGUAUGCCAUCUUUUGAAGGGAUGCAACUCAAUGGUUCCCCUACAAAAGGUAUACAAUGUUACAGAUACCACAGUUAUCAAUAGAGUAUAGAUAUUUCCCUACUUCAAUCUCCUUGUCUAGUCGCUAUUCCAACAUUUUUGUGCAUCGGUCGACGUAUUAUCGUAUUUUAUGCUUUGUUGCUUGAAAUUUUCUUACUAUAUCUGACUAACCCAUUUCGAUGUCCAAGCAUUAGUGGACCAUUAGUUGCAAUCUGAUUUCUUAAGAUUCACCUGGAAAUUUUUUGCACGUGAGAAACAUACCUUGUUAUGUUUUAGGUGGGCUUCUGAAGAAGGAUCAUUGAAUUAUUGGGAGGACUAAUAGUAAAUAGGAACCUCCUGUGGGUUCAAUGACUGUGGUACCUCUCAGUUUGAUCUGCCAAUUUUUUUUGAGACAGGGCACAGACAGCAGCUGCAACUCUCUAGGACUUGUCAUUUGCAGACUGGAAAAUGGGUUCUUAGCCUUCCCUCUGCCUGGCUGAGUGAUUGUUUCAGUGAUGGAGAAGAAAACAAGAGAAAGGGUUCAUGGAUUUACUAAAAAGCUUCAGAGAGAGAAAGUCAGGUUCAUUCAAUUUUAUUUACAGCUGCAUCUGGGUCCAAGCAAGUGUCCCUAUGUGCCUCAGAAUGGCCAUGGCUGCCUAAGAUUUGGGUACCAACAAAAAUUGGACACUAUCUACAUUGAUAUUCAUCUCCUUUGCUUCCACAAUUAUCCUCUUGUUUUCAUAGCUGAAUAUAGCUUUUGAAUUGUGAACAGUAUGGUACUGUUCAACU
Molecule: messenger RNA, 2428 nt
Organism: Cucurbita moschata (crookneck pumpkin)
Lineage: Eukaryota; Viridiplantae; Streptophyta; Magnoliopsida; Cucurbitales; Cucurbitaceae
Product: UDP-rhamnose/UDP-galactose transporter 4
Exons: 8
Coding region: 397-1401 (334 amino acids)
Cellular component (GO): Golgi apparatus
Molecular function (GO): UDP-galactose transmembrane transporter activity; antiporter activity
Source: RefSeq, a predicted model, not a curated record